AUGGAGGCGCUGUCGCUGCCCGCGGCGCUCUCGCUGGUGGCCGGCGGCGGCGCGGGGCUCAGCCCGGAGCGGCGGGCGGGGCUGGGCCCCGACCGCGCCGCGCCCCGCAGCCGCCUGUACAGCUUGAACUGCUUGGACUGGAGCCUCCUGACGCCAGCCACCAAGGAGAUGCUUGCACUGAUUGAGCAGGUGAAGGGCCGCUUUCAGGGAGAUCCUUCUUUUGAGUACAACUUGUCUGAGAUAAACGCAGAAGCAGCUGCAAGACUGAUUGAAAGUGGUAAAGAGCCUGUGAUCAAGGAGGAGGCCCGCCUUAUAGCUACGAUAGAACAGAUAGACAGAGCAGUUGGCAUUGUCCCCCGGGGGGCAUUUGUGAAGACUCCUCUUGGGCCUGUGCAUGAAAACAGACACUUUGAAGGUCUGUCUUUAGUGGAGGCAAAAAAGUUAAGUUCCUAUUUCCAUUUCACUGAGCCUGUUAACCUGAAGAAUAAAACCCUGCUGGAAAAAGCUGACCUGGACCCAUCCACUGACUUUCUAGAUUCUCUGGAGCAUGAUAUCCCACGAGGCUCCUGGAGUAUCCAGCUGGAGAAGGGAGGCACUGUGGUGGUGCUGCGGAGCCUGCUGUGGCUGGGACUUACAUUCUACCAUGUCCCAACAACCAAGCAAUUCGGCUACGUCUACUUUGGCACUGGUGAGAAGAAUCUGGAUCUGCCCUUCAUGCUUUGACUUCUGUCUGGAAGAAGGACUGAAGAACUAGAAAAGAUCUAGAUUUUAUACUUAGGAAAUUUUGUUUACUGCUUGUUCUAAUAAAAAUGUGAAACCUCUGCA
Molecule: messenger RNA, 825 nt
Organism: Cyanistes caeruleus (blue tit)
Lineage: Eukaryota; Metazoa; Chordata; Aves; Passeriformes; Paridae
Source: RefSeq, a predicted model, not a curated record